AUGGAUGCUAGUUCCGGCAUGUCGCCUAACAAUGACUACCCUUCGCCUUCCGUCACCUCUUCCUCUUCCUAUCCCAACGGCCUCUCGAUGCACGUUUCGCCCAUGCUAUCUCGCUCUUCGUCCACCUCAAGCUACGCACCACAGCAGGCUGCGCGGCGCAGUCAGUUCCCUUCCUAUCAUCACCACCCCCAUCCUUACACAGCUUCGGCAGAGCAUUCCGACUACGCGGCGCAGAGGCAGUUCCCGCCUCCGGCCGCUCACUAUACCUAUCCGCCCCAUUCCUAUAGCCAUUCGCAGCCGCAGCAGCAGCAGCAUCAGCACGCACAGGCGUCACAGCUGCAAUAUCCUCCACCGCCACUGUCCGCGAGCGCAGCAGCCGAGUGGGACUACACGACGCAGCAGCACAUCUACAAGCGCCCGCGCUACGACGACUAUCCCGGCUCGUCUUCGUCCACUUCACCCAACGCGGCGUAUCAGGAUGCGCGUGCUCGACAGACUUACGACGCUCAUUAUCGGAUCGCUUCCAAUCACAGUCAGUCGAGCAGCAAAGGCAAUCAGCUGCCUCCCAUCUCUCCUCACCAACCCAACGCCGCUGCCAUGGCGGCUUCCACCUCGCUUCCGCCGAUCACAAGCGUGUCGCCUCCGUCGCGUCGUUCCAUCGGCUCGCCCAACCCUGUCCAUCGCUCGGUUGACACUUCGCCCGCCAACCGCACCAGUCCCGUCGUCGCCAACGCCAGCCAACGUAGCUAUGUCCCUCUCGGACACGCUGCCCACGACCACGCUGCAGCGCAACACCGCAUUCCCGCCUCGCACUCCUUCCCUCCUGGCUAUGCAACAGCCUCCUCUGCAUCUGCAUCACAUCGCAUCAACGGCAACGAUCAUGACUCCCGCUCCGAGGCCCCGCUCAGUCCGUCUCCUAGGCGUUCCUCCAAUUCGUCGCAGCCCCGUCACAAGCCCGUCUUUGACUAUACUUCGACGGACGCAGAUCCAGAAGAGUUCAUAGCCGCUGUGCAUUCGCUGCCGAGAGUCGUCAUGACCCAGCCCAACAAAGGCGCUGACGCUUACUUUGGCAUGCUUCAAGCUGUCGCUCGCAUGGACCAAGGUCAGGCCAUGGCCCAUGCUCUUGCGGCCUUGAUUGCAGCGCGACAAGCCAGCGCAGACGAUGGCACUCACCCGGUCGACAAAGACUCCGACGCUCUCAAGUCGCUCGCAAACAUGAGCGAGGACCAGCUGGUGGCCGCAGCCGAGCGCCAUCACCUCUCCGCUGUCAAAGCUCUCCAGCAGCAGCAGCACCAGCCAAGUCGCCGUCGUCGUUUCUCUGUCAUCGAGACCAACUCCAGUACCAACGGUGACGAGCUGCCGCCGGGCAGCAAUGCUGCGACCAUGCUGCUGCUCAUCUUGGCAUGCAGCUCCAUCGGCAAGUCGCUCAUGCUGCCUUCCUAUUUCAACCAGGCCGAACAAUUCCUCGCUGAUGCCGUCGAGCACAUUUCCAUCCAGCGUCUCUUUCCAUCGGUCAAUGGCGAGACCAUCCUCGGAUCGCCCGAAGACCCACCCAUCAUGCCUCCAGACAACCUCACCAACUACGGUAGGCUACUGUUCCUCGGCACCGUUGUUGGCGUCUACGAAUGCUGUCUCGCUCAGUACACGGCGAUCACUGACUGGGACUACAACCCAGCUCGCUUGAAGAGGCUGCUACCGUUCAAUUGGACCAACUCGGAUGCAGCCAUCUUUGAGCAGACACGCAACACGGUGGCAGAGACCACUUUUAGCAUCUCGAUGGUUACUUUGGAGCUUAUUACCGAGACCCUCGACACCAUGCGCAGGUUCAAGCGUGCCGAGGAGGUCGCCUACGGCAAUCGGAAGAGCAGUCGCAGCACAGCCGAAGAUGGCAGCGCAGCGCUCGACAGUCUAGCGCUCAGGGAAGAGCUCGGACUGGUGAUCCGCGAUCUCGAGGCCGGCACCUUCUGGAAAGGUGCCGCGCGUACUUUGAGCGAAGCAGAGCAGCUUUUGGCGCUCAAAAGCAUCGAUCGACAGCUGAGCGAGGACGACACGGCUGAAGUGGAAGACCACAAGACGAACGGCUCGUCGAUCACGCCCUCCACGGAGCCCUACAAGUCAGGGCGACUUUUCUUGACGUCGUCGAAUAGCGAACGAAAACACGACGUCAACCGGCUGCGACUCGGCAACCACCUCUACCGCAAUGCUCUGCUGAUUGACCUCUACGUCAGCGUCUUCAAUCGACCUGCCUCGAGCCUCGCUGUGCGCGAGCUUGUGUCGCGCAGCAUCGCCCUGCUCGGCGCGAUCCCUGACAAGCUCGAACAAGGCCUCAUGUGGCCCUCGCUCGUCUUUGGUUCCUACGCGCAGAACGAUACCGAGCGCGAUCAGGUCCGCAGCUUCGUCCGACGUUCCAAAUGGAAGAGCACCGCUGGCCCCUCGACCGCCUUUGACGUCCUCGAACGGGUCUGGAAUCGAGAAGCCGACUCGUGGCGCGAGAGCGUCACCUACUUUGGCAGCCAAUACAUCUGCUAG
Molecule: messenger RNA, 2529 nt
Organism: Kalmanozyma brasiliensis GHG001
Lineage: Eukaryota; Fungi; Basidiomycota; Ustilaginomycetes; Ustilaginales
Product: Protein of unknown function DUF3468
Exons: 1
Coding region: 1-2529 (842 amino acids)
Biological process (GO): positive regulation of transcription by RNA polymerase II
Cellular component (GO): nucleus
Molecular function (GO): DNA-binding transcription factor activity; transcription cis-regulatory region binding
Source: RefSeq, a predicted model, not a curated record